Leptosia nina is the source of this 2757-nucleotide messenger RNA. The record is from the annotation of a GenBank genome assembly. Lineage: Eukaryota; Metazoa; Arthropoda; Insecta; Lepidoptera; Pieridae.
AUGGCAGCAAAUAACUAUUUUGGGUUUACCCAUGGCGGUACCCAAUAUGGCGCGGCGACAGCCGGUGCCGCUUACGGUGGACAAACAGGGUACGCCGUGGCGCCGGCUGCGACAGCCGCGACGUACGGAACACAACGUGCUGCAGCUACUGGCUACGACACUGCCUACCAGGCCGCAGCCGCGACUCAGGCAGCCGCUCAUGCGCAUGCUCACGCAGCGGCAGCAGCAGCCUCAGCAUACGACGCAAGUAAAAGUGCAUAUUAUCAACAAGCAGCAGCAGCAUACCCCUCAGCAGCCCCUCAGCCCCAGCCUGCCUAUGAUACUACAGCAAAACCAGCCUACUCGACACCUGCUACAUACGCACAGAACAAUAUCAUAAUCCAGGGCGGCGGGCGCGCCGGCGCCGGCGCGAAGGCAGCUUACGGAAGUGUUUAUACAGCUACUACAGCGGCUGCAUCAUACCCUGCACAGGCUUAUACUGCUCCAGCAGCACAGCAAGCCAAGCCGGCGACUAACAGGGGCAACUCUGCUUAUGAUACAGCGCUCUACAACGCGGCCACCAUGUACGUCGCGCAGCAGAACAAGACGGCUGCCAACACUGGGUGGAAGAAUUAUAACAAGAGUGGUGUCGGAGCUGGGCAAGCUCGUCGGCCCAAGCCGCCACCAAAAGCUCAACAGCUCCAUUAUUGUGAUGUGUGUCGCAUCUCCUGUGCCGGCCCACAGACAUACAAGGAACAUUUAGAAGGCCAGAAGCACAAGAAGAAGGAAGCUGCAGCCAAAGCGAAUAGCAGCGGCGGAAGCGGUGCUGGAGGUCGAGGUUCUGGGGGUGCGGCGCUGCGCUGUGAGCUAUGUGACGUGACAUGCACCGGUGCUGACGCAUAUGCCGCCCAUGUGCGUGGCAUUAAGCAUCAGAAAGUUGUGAAACUGCAUACUAUGCUCGGAAAACCAAUACCAUCUACAGAGCCAACUAAACUGUCUGCUGCGAGCAAAGCCAUUGGGGGCGCGGCGAAGAUCGCGUUCGUAGCGAGUGGAGGUCUCAGCUCGGUGACGCCAGCGAAUGCUCCGUGCGCAGACAAAGAAGGCGAGAAAGAAGAAGACGACGGAGAGGAGGUGCAGCCAGUGGGGCAGGACUACAUCGAGGAGAUCCGCGGCGACGAUGGGAAGCCGCAAAGUUUCAACUGCAAGCUUUGCGACUGCAAAUUCAAUGACCCCAACGCCAAGGAAAUGCACAUGAAAGGACGCAGACAUCGCUUGCAAUACAAGAAGAAGGUUCAACCAGACCUGGAAGUGAAAGUGAAGCCAUCGAUGCACCAACGCAAGCUAGCAGAAGCUAAGGCACAGCGAAUGCUUGUGAGAGACGAGAUGUGGGCGCGGCGUCGUAUGCACGAGGGCAUAGAAGAUGACGAGCGCGCAUACUGGGAGAGUGGCGCUGAGGCAUGGUGGGCAAGGGGGCCUUUGCCGCCGCACAUGCACCACCAUCAUCAUGGCAUGAGCAUGGGCUACGGCAACGUGGGCCGCAGGCCGGAGACGUCGGACGACCGGCACGUGAUUGCACGCCACGCGGAGAUCUAUCCUGAAGAACAAGAGCUGCAGCAGAUACAACGCGUCGUGUCGCAUACGGAAAAGGCGCUCAAGUCGCUCUCAGACGCGCUCGCUGAACAAGCUCAGUCCAAGGGUGCUGCAAAACCGCAAGUCAAAGUUGAGGACAAAAAAGAUGACAAACCCGAGGGAAAAGAAGACGGACGUGAUAACCAACUAUUUUCGUUUAUGGGAGAGGGCGAGGGCAACAACGGCGGCAGCGGAGAGGCUAAUGCGAGUGGUACCGCCGCGGCUGGAACGGUUGCGCGGGCGUUGAAAGGCGUGAUGCGCGUUGGGCUGUUGGCCAAAGGACUUUUGCUACGAGGUGACAAGGACGUGCGCCUCGUCGUUUUGUGUCAUGACAGACCCACCAUCACGUUGCUCAAGCGUGUAGCCGCUGAUCUGCCACAACAUUUGCACCGUCUUAAGGCACCAAACGACGAGUCCAAGUACAAAGUGGACCUGCUGCCGGCCGAGGGCGCCGUGCAGGUGUCCGACGGCACCGUCAACGUUCUGGUCAGCCUGACUUCGGCCGUCAUGCGCGAGCCCGCCGAGGGCGGCGACGCCAAGCGAGACGACAAGGAUGUGCUCCCGCGCCAGAAGUGCUUGGAUGCGUUGGCCGCCCUUCGGCACGCCAAGUGGUUCCAGGCUAGAGCUGCCAGCCUCCAAUCCUGUGUGAUCAUCAUCCGCAUCAUGCGUGAUCUUUGUCGAAGGAUCCCCAACUGGACGCCGCUGAACCCCUACGCAAUGGAGUUGCUGGUGUCUGGAGUGAUGCAGUCUGCAGGCGGAGCUCUCUCUCCCGGAGAGGCGCUGCGACGCGUGAUGGAAGCUGUCGCAGGCGGCUUGCUGCUAGAGCAAGGACCCGGUCUACGCGACCCUUGCGAGAAAGAGCUUGUGGAUGCUCUCGGGAAUUUGGCCCCGCAGCAGCGCGAGGACCUGACAGCGUCCGCGCAGCAGUUCCUUAGGCAGAUCGCUUUCAGGCAAAUUCAUAAGGUUUUGGAUAUGGAGCCGUUGCCUAAGUUGAAAACCGGCGGAGGUGCAAACUCGUGGAAGUUCCCGCGCAAGCGCAGGCGCUCACACACGGAUCACGACCACGAUACGCCAAACGGCGAAGGGAAGAUAGGGAGGACAGAAGAAAUCAAGGCCGAAGUAGCGGAUAAGCCAGCUAUCAAGAAGUAG